Messenger RNA from Gorilla gorilla gorilla (western lowland gorilla), 2712 nucleotides. It is a transcript of the gene DPF1, whose product is annotated as double PHD fingers 1. Gene Ontology annotation, biological process: nervous system development. Lineage: Eukaryota; Metazoa; Chordata; Mammalia; Primates; Hominidae. The record is from RefSeq and is a predicted model, not a curated record. Bases 323 to 1654 code for a protein of 443 amino acids. Gene Ontology annotation, cellular component: nBAF complex. The transcript has 12 exons.
AGUCCGUGCGAAGGUGUGUGAGUAGGAGUGUGUGGGAGGCUGUGAGUAUCCGCGUGAAUGUGUGUGUAAACUGCCAUGCGUGGGCGUGUGCGAGUCCAGGUGUGCAUGUGGUUGUGUGCACGCGAGAGCAGGAUAUGUGGACGAGUGAGGGCGGGUGAGUGACGGUGCGUGCCCCGGGCCCCUCCUCCGCGCCGUCCCGUCCCCGCGGGGUCCCGGGGGCCCCCUGGCCUGGGACUACCACUCCCAGCAUGGCCCGGGCGGGCCCGCCCCGUCGCCGCGAUUGGCCGUGGCCCUCGUGCUCCCGCCCCCCGGGAAUGAAUGGAUGGGCGGCCUCAGCGCCCGCCCGACCGCUGGGAGGACCGACCCGGCGGGGACCUGCUGGGGGCAGGACCCGGGGAGCAAGAUGGCCACUGUCAUCCCUGGCCCCCUGAGGUGGUGCGGGCCGGCGGGAGGCGGAGAGGAAGCGCGGGCGGGUCUACGCGGGCCUGUCCUAGGCGAGGACUUCUACCGCGAGGCCAUCGAGCACUGCCGCAGUUACAACGCGCGCCUGUGCGCCGAGCGCAGCCUGCGACUGCCCUUCCUCGACUCGCAGACCGGCGUGGCCCAGAACAACUGCUACAUCUGGAUGGAGAAGACCCACCGCGGGCCGGGUUUGGCCCCGGGACAGAUUUACACGUACCCCGCCCGCUGUUGGAGGAAGAAACGGAGACUCAACAUCCUGGAGGACCCCAGACUCAGGCCCUGCGAGUACAAGAUCGACUGUGAAGCACCCCUGAAGAAGGAGGGUGGCCUCCCGGAAGGGCCGGUCCUCGAGGCUCUACUGUGUGCAGAGACGGGGGAGAAGAAGAUUGAGCUGAAGGAGGAGGAGACCAUUAUGGACUGUCAGAAACAGCAGUUGCUGGAGUUUCCGCAUGAUCUCGAGGUGGAAGACUUGGAGGAUGACAUUCCCAGGAGGAAGAACAGGGCCAAAGGAAAGGCAUAUGGCAUCGGGGGUCUCCGGAAACGCCAGGACACCGCUUCCCUGGAGGACCGAGACAAGCCGUAUGUCUGUGAUAUCUGUGGGAAACGGUAUAAGAACCGGCCGGGGCUCAGCUACCACUACACCCACACCCACCUGGCCGAGGAGGAGGGGGAGGAGAACGCCGAACGCCACGCCCUGCCCUUCCACCGGAAAAACAACCAUAAACAGUUUUACAAAGAAUUGGCCUGGGUCCCUGAGGCACAAAGGAAACACACAGCCAAGAAGGCGCCCGACGGCACUGUCAUCCCCAACGGCUACUGUGACUUCUGCCUGGGGGGCUCCAAGAAGACGGGGUGUCCCGAGGACCUCAUCUCCUGUGCAGACUGUGGGCGAUCAGGACACCCCUCGUGUUUACAAUUCACGGUGAACAUGACGGCAGCCGUGCGGACCUACCGCUGGCAGUGCAUCGAGUGCAAAUCCUGCAGCCUGUGCGGAACCUCCGAGAACGACGGUGCCAGCUGGGCGGGUCUCACCCCCCAGGACCAGCUGCUGUUUUGUGAUGACUGCGAUCGGGGUUACCACAUGUACUGCCUGAGUCCCCCCAUGGCGGAGCCCCCGGAAGGGAGCUGGAGCUGUCACCUCUGUCUCCGGCACCUGAAGGAAAAGGCUUCUGCUUACAUCACCCUCACCUAGGCCGGCUCGGCUCGCCGCGACUCUGGGGUGGUGCUCGCCUACCUGCCUCUCCGAGCUCCUCAAUUCUCCCCCACCCUGAACGUCCCGCAGGGGGAGGGGGAGAGGGGGAAGCCGAGAGGGGGCUGGGCCACCCCCUCCCCUCUGUGCAAGUGGAAUGUCUGCCCUGUGGGUGGGUGGGCCCGGCCAGGGCCUCUCCCUCCCUUCCUCCCUCUCUGUCCCUUGGCAAAUGGACACCAGGGGCUUCUCCCCUCAAAGCCAUACCCCGCCUCUGGGCGGGCAUGGGGGGUGGUGGGUGCCAGCCAGGGGCAUGGACAGAGCCUUUUUCUAAAGAAAAAGACAAAAAGUUAAAAAAAAAAAAAAAGAAGAAAAGAAAAGAAGUUAAUAUAUACAAAGAGUCCUCCAAGGCCUGGCUGGGUGGAGGGGCGCUGCUGAGAGUGUCCACUGGGCACCCGCCUCUGCCGGCCACCCGCCGGGCGCCCCAACCCCAAUUUCUGGAGCUGCAGCCGUCCCGCGCCCCACCCAAGGUGGGCGUCUUCCCCUCUUGUGCCCAGGGCGGUGGGCGUGGUGUCCACCCGCCCCUCCCGGUGCCCACGGUGGAUACUGCAUGAUGUGAACCUUGGUUUUGAACUCUGUUCCUGCCCCUCCCCGACCGCCCCGGCCUGUGCCCGCCCCGUGCCUGCCGUGGCUGGUGGGUGGCGGUGGUGGGGCCGGGUGGGCCCCCGCCCAGCGCCUGCUGGAAUGAGAAGCACAGACUCCGCCACGGACUCCUUUUCCCUCCCUCCUCCCGCCCCGCCAGGCCUGGCGGCCCCCGCCCCCCUCGCUGGCCAUUUUGGGGGAGUGAGGGGGCGUGGUUGUUUCUUGUGGUUGUGUGUGUUUGUUGUUCGGGUUUUAAAAAAGGGAAACUGAGACUGCAGGUGGGGGAGGUGGUGGGUUUUGGGGGGAUGUCCCCCAAUCCAGGAGUGCCCCCUCACUUGUCACCGAGUCUCCUCUAUUGCCUGCCUCUGCUGUGAAUUAACUUGUUCUGUGUAUUAAACUGGGCCUGACCCCUCUGCCCACGA